Messenger RNA from Trichoderma harzianum CBS 226.95, 587 nucleotides. NCBI's taxonomy places the organism in Eukaryota, Fungi, Ascomycota, Sordariomycetes, Hypocreales, Hypocreaceae. The record is from the annotation of a RefSeq genome assembly.
GUGAUAAAUCAUCCUUAUUACAGACAAGGCAUUUCUUUCUAUCUCCUCUUUCAUGCCUUCAUGUCAUAAUAUUGAUCACGGCACUUGAAUCUCAAGCUUCAAUUCUCGGAGUUCAAAUUACAGUUCCAUAUCCUUGCAAUGCAAUUGAAGCUUAUCCAGUUCAGGCACAUGCACCCAAUAAUGUCACAGGGACUCCCGGAAAAGUGGGUUCCACAGCGCUAUCGACAUUCGUGUCUUUCUGGCGUGUCUCGAUUAGGCGAUUCAUCACUCGACAGCAAAUCAUCAUCACCAUCUUUUUUCUUUUUCUUCUCCUUUUCGUGCCAUUGACGGAGGAAUUUCAGGCUGUUCGACGCAAUGGCUCGUAGCAGCGCCUUCAGGACUUUGGCUGCGUCAUGCGUCUUCAUGCUGGCGGCCUGCGCGGCGGCAUCGCAGAUCAAGGGAACCCCGGCAGCCAUCGAGAGUCUAAGCUUGGAGGAGCUUGAUGGCCAGCUUCAGGUAUGUUUGGCAAGAUAAGAUAGCUUCACCCUCGGCUGUCUACGUGGAGGAAAUCACGGCAUCUAUUGCAAUGCUGACAGAAACCUUCUCUU